CCUGGAGAGACCAGGCCCAGAGUCAGUGAAGUGGGUGGCCACUGCCAUGCUCCAGGCUUCUCUGCUGGCGAAGCAGGUGCUGCUGUGGGGCAAGCAGGCCCCACACAUUGGCCCCUUUGCCCUAGGCCACCUCCUGUGAAGGGGGCACCUCCACUGGGCCCCCUGCGUGGGCUCCAUGGCAUUUUCUGAACUCCUGGACCGAGUGGGUGGCCUGGGCAGGUUUCAGAUUCUCCAGAUGGUGGCUCUGGUGGUCCCUAUCAUGUGGCUCACCACUCAGAGCAUGCUGGAGAACUUCUCGGCCGCUGUGCCCAGCCACCGCUGCUGGGUGCCCCUCCUGGACAACAGCACUGACCAGGCCAGUGUCCCCGGGACCCUGGGCCCCAAGGACCUCCUGACCGUCUCCAUUCCAUUGGGCCCCAACCACGAGCCCCACCAGUGUCUCCGCUUCCGCCAACCACAGUGGCAGCUCCUGGACCCCAAUGCCACGGCCACCAACUGGAGUGAGGCUGCCACAGAGCCGUGCAUGGACGGCUGGGUGUAUGACAACAGCACCUUCACCUCCACCAUCGUGGCCAAGUGGGACCUGGUGUGUGACUCCCAUGCCCUGAAGCCCAUGGCUCAGUCCAUCUACCUGUCUGGGAUGCUGGUGGGAGCUGCCGUGUGCGGCCGAGCCUCUGAUAGGUUUGGGCGCAGGCUGGUGCUGACCUGGAACUACCUUCAGACGGCUGUGUCAGGCACGGCGGCUGCCUUUGCCCCCACCUUCCCCGUGUACUGCCUGUUCCGCUUCCUGGUGGCCUUUGCCGUGGCCGGCGUCAUGAUGAACACCGGCACUCUCCUGAUGGAGUGGACGUCGGCACGGGCCCGAGCCUUGGCCGUGACUCUCAACACCCUGGGCUUCAGCUUCGGCCAGGUCCUGAUGGCCACAGUGGCCUACGGUGUGCGUGACUGGGCAUUGCUGCAGCUGGUGAUCUCUGCGCCCUUCUUCCUCUGUUUCGUGUACUCCUGGUGGCUGGCAGAGUCUGCACGAUGGCUCCUCAUCACAGGCAGGCUGGAGCAGGGUCUGCGGGAGCUGCGGAGGGUGGCUGCCAUCAACAGGAAGGGGGCGGUGGAGGACUCCUUGACCACCGAGGUCCUGCUCUCGGCCAUGCAGGAAGAGCUGAGUGCGGGCCAAGCUCCCUCCAGCCUGAAUGCUCUGUUCUGCCUGCCUAGACUGGGCCUCCGGACCUGUAUCUCCACUUUGUGCUGGUUUGCCUUCGGCUUCACCUUCUACGGCCUGGCCCUGGACUUGCAGGCCCUAGGCAGCAACAUCUUCCUGCUCCAGGCCCUCAUCGGGGUCGUGGACAUUCCAGCCAAGAUAGGCACCCUGCUGCUGCUGAGCCAUCUGGGCCGCCGGCCCACUCAGGCAGUGUCCCUGGUGCUGCCGGGGCUCUGCAUCCUGGCCAACACGCUGGUACCAUACGAGAUGGGGGCCCUGCGUUCAGCCCUGGCCGUGCUGGGGCUUGCGGGAGUGGGAGCCGCCUUCACUUGCAUCAGCAUCUACACCGGUGAGCUCUUCCCCACCGUGCUCAGGGCUGCCCAGGUGCAUCCUGCCCCCGCUGGACCCCUGUAUCCCUCUGGACAGAGUGGGCCUGGGCGGUCAAAGCCGUGGGCAGACAGAGUGGCCCCUCACUGGUGUGUCUGUGACUAUAGGAUGACGGCGGUGGGCCUGGGCCAGAUGGCAGCCCGUGGGGGAGCUAUUCUGGGGCCUCUGGUCCGGCUGCUGGGUGUGCACGGCCUCUCGCUGCCCCUGCUGGUGUACGGGGCAGUGCCCGUGCUGAGUGGCCUGGUGGCCCUGCUGCUGCCAGAGACCCAGAGCCUGCCGCUGCCUGACACCAUUCAAGAUGUGCAGAACCACGCAAUAAAGAAGGCAACACAGAGCACCCUGGGGCCCAUGGUCCUGAAAUCCACACACCUUUAAGCCUUCUGGGAGUUCUGCCAAGGAUCGCUGGGCGGAGCACCUUCUCUCCUUUGGAGGAGGCAGGACAGCAAAGGCCCCCAUCUCUAGAAGAGGCCCCAGGGCUAUCCCUCUCUGCCAGAGGAGCCACCCUUGAUAGAGAAGGAGGAGAGGAUGGCUUGACUGGCCAAGGGGUCCACCCCAUGCACCCUCGCAGGACCCUCCCUCACGACUGUGAGGAGGAGCAGGGACCAGCUUCCCACCCUGCUCCCUGCUCACUCUGCUGGCGGCCCCCAGCUGGCCACUGCCCCCUGAGCUUGGAGGCCACCAUCACCCGCAGUCAAAACUCUCCCAGCACCUCGCACUGCCCCAAGGGCCCCAACAUGUCUCAGCUCCUCAGCUGUACCCAAAAGGCAGCUCUGGCCCUUGGUCCCUCAUCCCCACAUUCCAGCCACGGGACCCAUCCUCUGUGCCCCUCCUACCGGACCCAGGGCAAUAGCCUCCUUCCUGCAGGCCCAGGGCCCAGCCCAAGGCCAGAAUGAAUCCCUUACCCACAGCUGUGGCCACGCACAUGACUCCUGCCCUGCCAACCCAGGGGUUCCCAGAGGCUUCCCCCUUGGCCCCAGCUCCCACACAGAGCCUGGUGGGAGGGGCAGCAAUGCGAAGGAGGCAAAAGAAUGAAUAAAGGAACAAAUGACA
Molecule: messenger RNA, 2632 nt
Organism: Nyctereutes procyonoides (raccoon dog)
Lineage: Eukaryota; Metazoa; Chordata; Mammalia; Carnivora; Canidae
Gene: SLC22A12
Product: solute carrier family 22 member 12
Exons: 10
Coding region: 176-1957 (593 amino acids)
Biological process (GO): transmembrane transport
Cellular component (GO): membrane
Molecular function (GO): transmembrane transporter activity
Source: RefSeq, a predicted model, not a curated record